CCGGCAGUGUGCUCACGCCGCUUCCAGUCGGAGAGUCAAAACCCGCCGCGGGAGCAAGUCCGCGCCCAGCGGGCGCGCGUGUUCAUUGGGAGGCCGGCGGCCUGGCGCUCGCAGAAGAAAAACGGAAGGCGCCGGCCUCUGGCCAACACGUUAAAAAUCCACGCGGGCCGCUGGAGGAAGGCCCUGCGCUACAGGCGCC
Molecule: messenger RNA, 199 nt
Organism: Amoebophrya sp. A120
Lineage: Eukaryota; Dinophyceae; Syndiniales; Amoebophryaceae
Source: the annotation of a GenBank genome assembly